UCUCUCUCUCUCCUCCAGCAGCCGCCAGAUUUCUCUGCAACCUCCCGCUCUUUCAUCGUGGAUAUGGAGACUAAACGAGUCGCUGGGAUUAUCUCUCGGUUGGUCCUGCUUCUUUUCUGCUUGAACGGGACAACCGGAGAAGAAAUGUGUGACAGCCCGCUGUUGUCCAACCUACUGCCAUCGUCCUUUAGAAGCUCCUCUCAGCUGUCCAGCAGCCAUGCCCCAGGCUUCGCCAAACUCAACAGGAGAGAUGGAGCUGGAGGCUGGUCACCUCUAAUCUCAGACAGGUAUCAGUGGCUGGAAGUUGACCUGGGCGACCGCACCGAGAUCACCGCCGUUGCCACACAGGGCCGCUACGGCAGCUCUGAUUGGCUGACAUCCUACCUGCUGAUGUUCAGUGACACAGGACACAACUGGAAGCAGUACAGACAGGAGGACAGUACAGGGUCUUUUCCAGGUAACAGUAAUGCAGACAGUGUGGUUCAGUACAAGCUGCAGCAGACUGUGGUCGCUCGCUUCCUUCGCCUCAUUCCUCUAGACUGGAAUCCCAGCGGGCGAAUUGGACUGAGACUGGAGACAUAUGGAUGCCCUUACACUUCCAAUGUGGUAAGUUUUGAUGGCAGCAGUGGUCUGAUUUACCGGCUGAGUCCUGGGACGAGGUGGACAUCCAGAGAUGUUGUUACUCUGAAGUUUAAAACUCUGAGGAAUUCUGGGAUAUUACUGCAGGCAGAGGGGCAGGAAGGACACCAUCUUAGUCUGGUGUUAGAGCGAGGACAGCUACAACUACUGGUCAGACAAGAUAGGACUUCAUCCACUGAACCCCAGCUUUAUGCAUCCCUUGGCAGCCUGUUGGAUGAUCAGCAGUGGCAUUAUGUGGCAGUGGAGAGGAGAAGCUUCCAUCUUAACCUAACUGUGGAUAAACACACGGAGAGGGUUAGAAUCCCCACAGAGUUUAGCCACUGGGAUAUAAAACAGCUGAGUGUGGGGACACUUCGGGGUCUCAGUCCCCAGAUGCCAGUCGUCUCAAGGAGGAACUUCUAUGGUUGCCUUGAAAACCUGCUGUACAAUGGUCUCAACCUGAUAGACCUAGCUAAACAAAAUGAUCAAAAAGUCACUGUAGUGGGAAAUGUCACCUUUUCCUGUGCUGAGCCGGUUUCUGUUGCCGUAACGUUCCUUGGGCCCCAGAGUUUCCUCCAGCUGCCAGGGGCGAUGGCACCCUCCCCAGGGGUCUCGUCUGUCGGGUUUCAGUUCAGGACUUGGAACAAGGCUGGGCUUCUGCUCACCUUUAAUCUCCCUCUGCAAGGGGGUGUGGUCUGGUUAUACCUGAGUGAUGCCAGACUCCGCCUGCAGAUCCAUAAAGGUGGCAGAACGCUGCUGGAGCUUAGUGCAGGUUCUGCUCUCAAUGACGGUCAGUGGCAUUCAGUGGAACUUCACUCCAAACGAGGUCAUCUCGCCAUCUCUGUGGAUACAGAGGAUGGAGCUGGAGCUCACGCCAGCCCAUCGUUUCCCAUCACCAUAGAAAGUGACCUCUUCUUUGGUGGUUGUCCUGAUGAAGACGGCAGUCAGGAUUGCAGAAACCCCUUUCAUGUCUUCCAGGGAUGCAUGCGUUUACUGACUGUGGGCAAACAAAACAUGAACCUGAUCAUGGUGCAACAUAAGCAGCUGGGAAACUACAGCAACCUGCAGAUUGACAUGUGUGGGAUCAUAGACAGGUGUUCUCCCAGUCGCUGUGAACAUGGUGGCCUCUGCAGUCAGUCCUGGACCAUCUUCCACUGUAACUGCUCUGACAGCGGCUACAGCGGCGCCACCUGCCACAGCUCUGUGUAUGAACGGUCCUGUGAGGCGUACAAACACAAAGGCAACACAUCGGGAUAUUUCCACAUCGACGUGGACGGCAGCGGACCGAUCAAACCACAGCUGGUCUACUGCAACAUGACAGAACAGAACACAUGGAUGGUGAUCCAGCACAACAACACUGAGUUGACCAAAGUACGGUCAUCUCCUGGUGUUGACCAGCAUACAGUCCAAUUUGUCUACUCUUCAGAAGAAGAACAACUUGUGGCGGCGAUCAGUCAGUCAGAGCACUGCGAACAGGAGCUGUCUUACCACUGCAGGAAAUCCCGUCUUAACACACCAGAGGGCUCUCCGUUCAGCUGGUGGCUCGGUGGCUCUGGUCCCGGUCAUGUUCAGACUUACUGGGGAGGAGCUCAUCCAGGCAGCCAGCAGUGUGCCUGCAGCCAGCAGGGCAACUGUGUGGAUGCACAUCUCUACUGCAACUGUGAUGCCAACCGCAUGGAGUGGACUGAGGACUCAGGUCUGCUCACACAUAAGGAAAAUCUGCCAGUCAAAUUACUGGUCUUAGGGGAUGUCCAGAGGCCAGAGUCAGAGGCAGCCUACAGGGUGGGACCACUUCGUUGCCAUGGAGAUAGGAAUUUCUGGAAUGCUGCAUUUUUCGACAAGGAAACAUCGUACCUCCACUUUCCCACCCUCCAUGGGGAGUUGAGCGCAGACAUCUCCUUUUUGUUUAAAACCACAGCUUCCUCUGGUGUGUUCCUGGAAAACCUGGGCAUCAAAGACUUUAUCCGGAUUGAACUGAGCUCCUCUACUCAGGUAGUUUUCUCCUUCGACGUUGGUAAUGGCCCGUUGGAGGUUCGUGUUGAAUCAAAUGUCCCACUGAAUGACAACCGAUGGCAUCGCAUCAGAGCUGAGAGAAACAUCAAGGAGGCUUCGCUUCGAUUGGAUGAGCUGCCUGUUGCCACCCAGGAGGCUCCUGCUGACGGGCAUUUCCACCUGCAACUCAACAGCCAGCUGUUCAUAGGAGGCACAGCAUCCAGGCAGAAGGGUUUCCGUGGCUGCAUUCGCUCCCUGCAGCUGAACGGCAUCACCCUAGACCUGGAGGAGAGGGCGAAGAUCACGCCUGGGGUUCUCCCCGGCUGCAGGGGUCACUGCAGCAGCUAUGGAUCCCUCUGCCAGAACCAGGGUCGCUGUGUGGAAAAACCCAACAGCUUUCACUGUGACUGCAGCCUGUCAGCAUACACUGGAGUCUUCUGCCAAACAGAGGUGUCAGCCGGCUUCAAGUUGGGAACAUCCAUCAGCUACAGCUUCAGGGAGCCGUACGAGUUGAGCAGAAACAGCAGCGCUCUGCCCUCCUCCAUCUACUCUGACAUGACGCUGAGAGGAGAAAACAUCUCCCUGAGCUUCAGGACAACCCAGAGUCCGGUUCUGCUGCUCUACAUCAGCUCCUACUACAAAGAGUACCUAGCCCUGCUCAUCAAUAAGCAUGAUAAACUGGAGGUGAGAUACAAGCUGGACAGCAGCAGAGAUGCUGAAGUACUGAGGAGCAGCCCGAGGAGUCUGGCCAAUGGACAGCUGCACUCUGUUGCCAUCAGGAGACUGGCUCAUACUGUAACUGUGCAGGUUGACCAAAAUCCCACAGAAGAGUUCAACCUGACAUCUGAUGGAGAGUUUAAUGCCAUCAAGUCUCUGGUGUUGGGCAGAGUGCUCGAGCCCGAUGACUUGGAUCCACACCUGGCCAGGUUAGCAUCUCUCGGUUUUACUGGCUGUCUGUCAGUGGUUCAGUUCAACUCCAUCAGCCCCCUGAAAGCUGCUCUGCUCCACCCGGACACCAGCCCUGUGGUCAUCACUGGACCUUUACUUCAGUCCAACUGCGGUUCUGCUGCUUCAGCAAAUCCCUUCGCAGCUGAGAACACACACCGCCUGGCAGACCAGUCUGAUUCAGUGGGUUCAGGUCAACCUCUAGUCAAUGCCAUCAGGACUGACUCGGCUCUGAUUGGAGGUGUCAUAGCUGUUGUCAUCUUUGUGACUGUGACUGGCCUCGCCAUAGCCGCCAGAAUCAUUUACCGGAGGAAGGACACAUAUCGAAACCAGGAAGGGAAGGGAGCCAAACAGGAGGACAGUCCAGAUUUUCCUUUCAACAACCAAGCUGAUGCCCAGAAUCUCCCCAUUGAAAACUCAAAGGAAUAUUUCAUCUAACAGAUCGCCCGAUGACCCAAUGACUCUGGUGUUUCAGAGCUGAGAGUGUGGACUGGAAUAUACUGACACUCCUCAGGACUCUGCAGCACACUCUGAAACCACUCAGACACUUUUCUGGCAGAAGUGGCUCCACUGGAAGCAGAAGGCAAAGUGGAACAUUACACACAGGGUCAUGUCUGUUGCUUUUCUUGAAAUUGUGAGUAUACUGAUCCAAAAUAGGCAACAGUCAGACUUCAAAGUGAUAAUACACAUUUCAGAAACUGUGAAUAUACGAAACUGUAAAUGUUGGGUUAAUGUCUUUGCAGCAAUCUUUGGCUAGUGUGACUUUGUCAUCUUGAAAAUGUUUGACGUUAUGAAGGUAUCCGUAUUCUUAUUGUGCACGGGCAGGGACAAUGUGAAGCCCUACCUUCUGGUGGUCACAUGCUGAGAGAUGUUUUUCACGCAUAUGGCUAUUUUAUCUGUUUUUUAUCAUUAACUUUUGAGGUUCGUCUUUGUUGUUUUUAAUUUCUCUCACACACCCCUUACAGUUAAUUCCCAUGUACAGAAAGAAGAUAGUUUCUUCCACCAUAAGACAAAACAAUAGCAAAAUUCAGAGCUUAAAUUUACUAAGCUUUAAAGUUCUUGUGGGUAUUGUUGAUUAUCAUUGUAUCCCAUGACAAUUUGACAAUGAACAAUCCUUUUUAAAAGAGCCUUGUUGUGAGUUUGUGCUCAUUGUUUUGGUGUGAAACCCACAACUUUAUUGUUUUGCACACUCCCCACUUUUACACCAGUGUUUUCAGCACCAAGAGGCACUUUUGUUCAAACAGCUCACUGAGCAGCUCUAAUGGCAGACUGUAUUGGCAUCUUGUUGGUGUGCUGAGUGGAGCAUUAGGCAGCCUAGUAGCCAGAUAUUUCCCUCAGGAGCUGCUAGAAACCAAAACCACUUCUAAACAAGGGGAAAUAUUACUUUUACAGCUCCAAGUGAAUGACAAUGCCACACCAUAAACUGCUGGAUGUGUAAAUAAGAUUUACACGUUUUACUACAGUUCUGGUUGAUAGGAAAUGCUCCUCAACAAAAAAAGGUCUGGUAAAUCUUUGCAGGAAGCAAAGAAUCGUAAUCCUCAGAUGGAUUUGACUCUGGCACUAACUCUGAAAACUGUAGACUGAAUACUUUAAGAUGCAAUAAUGUAGAUUAUAAAUAUAGUAUCAAAACCGUUAUAUAAUCUUGAGGUUUAUCUCUUUCAAAGCAACGCUUGUUGCUUGACAAUAUGAAUAAGCACAGCUUGUAAACCUUGCCCCUGUCUGCUUCUUUACAAGACUGCUACAUAACUUUGACUGUUUGACAUCAUUUGUUUGUAAGUUGCCAGGUUCUGCUUUAAGAACAUUAAUAUACAUCUAAUGGCAAAUCACAGGCACAGUAAAGUCAUUUUUAAUGCAUUCAAGGACAAUAGACUUUUAAAUUUAGCAUAAAGCUAAUAAAGAUUAAUAUUUUAGAGAGCCACACUGCAACAUUUUCUUAUUUCUGCUCCUUUUUAUCCAAAUGUUUGAAAUUUGUCCUG
Molecule: messenger RNA, 5531 nt
Organism: Melanotaenia boesemani (Boeseman's rainbowfish)
Lineage: Eukaryota; Metazoa; Chordata; Actinopteri; Atheriniformes; Melanotaeniidae
Product: contactin-associated protein-like 4
Exons: 24
Coding region: 64-3993 (1309 amino acids)
Source: RefSeq, a predicted model, not a curated record